Molecule: messenger RNA, 1071 nt
Organism: Camelina sativa (false flax)
Lineage: Eukaryota; Viridiplantae; Streptophyta; Magnoliopsida; Brassicales; Brassicaceae
Source: RefSeq, a predicted model, not a curated record
CACGGAGAAAUUGCCCUAAUUUGUGCAGAGAGAGAGAGAGGUGCGGCGAUCUUCGAGCUUCUUUUUUUUCCGAUGAAGACCGUCACCGGAAGAGUUAUUAGUGCUGAACCAAUCUCACUCUCCAAAGCAGCUACGCUUCUCUCUAGGUUUACUUCUUCCGAUAAUGGAGCCUCUCAAGACGUUAGAGCAUAUCUCCAACGAGCUUCUGCUGCCUUCACCGAAUUAAAGAGUUUCCACAGGGAGAUUAGAUCGAAGGAGACGAAGCCAAGCUCCGAGACGAGGAGUGAGCAGAAUGUUACCGAAGAAAUCGAUGGUGGGGAGGCACGUGACCGGAAAAGUGAAGGUAUGAGUGAGGAAUCAGUUUACGGAAGGGAAAAGGAGAAGAAGAAUAAGAGGAACAGAGAGGAAGAUGUUAUUGAUGAGAAGGUUGAGGACAAGGAAAUGAGCGAAGAUAGAAAAGAGAGAAAGAAGGAGAAGAAGAAGAAGAAGAAGAAGAAGAAGAAGAAAGAUGAAGUUGUUAUUGAUGAGAAGGUGGAGGAAAAGUUGGAAGACGAGGAUAUGAGCGUAGAUAGAAAAGAGAGAAAGAAGAAGAAGAAGAAGAACAAAGAUGAAGAUGUUAUUGAUGAGAAGGUGAAGGAUAAGUUGGAAGACGAGGACAUAAGCAAAGAGAGAAAGAAGGAGAAGAAGAAGAAGAAGAGUGAGGAAGAGAUGGCUUCAGAGGAGAGGAAGAGCACAAAAAAGAGGAAGAGUGAUGACGAGAUGGGUUCAGAGGAGAGGAAGAGCAAGAAAAAGAGGAAAUUGUAAGAGCUUGAUUGAUGGUUAAAGUUGGUUUAUUUGGGAGAAUUUUGUAGUGGAAAUUUUACAAAUCUUUCAAAUUUUGGUUUCAAGUGUAGUUGAAGAUGUUACUUGGUGACAAUUAAGAUUGAGAAAGAUUUGAUUUUUUUGGAUUUCUCUUGUUAGUUUAUGUUGCCUGCAUUCAAGUUUUUGUUGUUUUGGUAGUGUGAUGCUACCCUCUUAUAUCCCUGACUAUAUUUGGAAGAUGUUUGAAUGCAAAGGUUUGGAACUUAGAGA